AUGCCGGCCAACGCUGCGCCAGCUCGAACAACCCUUCCUCGUUCACGAACCCCCCUUGUAGUUAGCACAAUCGUCGUCGGCAGCGUAUUUUUCAUUGGCAUGAAAUGGCGCGCUGUCAUCGCGCGAAGUGAAGCUGCUAAGCAUGCCAGCUCGAAGGACAAUCUGCACGUCGUUGCUGGCGAGAGAAGUGGCGGUGGAGUUUGA
This is a messenger RNA of Glarea lozoyensis ATCC 20868, 204 nucleotides long. RefSeq lists its product as uncharacterized. The transcript has 3 exons. Lineage: Eukaryota; Fungi; Ascomycota; Leotiomycetes; Helotiales; Helotiaceae. The coding region runs from base 1 to 204 and encodes 67 amino acids. The record is from RefSeq and is a predicted model, not a curated record.